This is a messenger RNA of Coregonus sp. 'balchen', 9406 nucleotides long. The record is from the annotation of a GenBank genome assembly. Lineage: Eukaryota; Metazoa; Chordata; Actinopteri; Salmoniformes; Salmonidae.
CUUUAUAAUGAGGCCGUUUCAGGUGCUGUGUCCUGCAAGACAGGUGAGCUAGUGGGUUGUGUGUCAGGUGUGUCAGGGUCAUGUGACUCUAGGCAGAGGUGUGUAUGUGAGCCAAAUGUGAGUGAGCCUUCAUCUCUGGAGGACCUGGAGGAGGUGUUACAUUCAGCCCAGAGCUCAUGUAGGCACGGAGAUGAGGUGUGGCCCAACCUAUACCUGGGGGACAAGCGAGUACACCUGCUUUUCCAGUCGUAAUUACACAGACUACACAGGCGCACAAACAUGUGCAUGCACGUGCACACAUUUAUACAUACACACCUUGAGACUAAUGCACCAUGUACACUACCUGUCAAAAGUUUUAGAACACCUACUCACUCAAGGGUUUUUCUUUAUUUUUAAUAUUUUCUACAUUGUAGAAUAAUAGUGAAGACAUCAAAGCUAUGAAAUAACACAUAUGGAAUCAUGUAGUAACCAAAAAAUAUAUAUUUUAUAUUUCAGAUAUUUCAAAUAGCCACUCUUUGCCUUGAUGACAGCUUUGCACACUCUUGGCAUUCUCUCAACCAGCUUCACCUGGAAUGCUUUUCCAACAGUCUUGAAGGAGAUCCCACAUAUAAUGAGCACUUGUUGGCUGCUUUUCCUUCACUCUGCGCUCCGACUCUUCCCAAACCAUCUCAAUUUGGUUGAGGUCAUGUCACACCCUGAUCUGUUUCACCUGUCUUUGUGAUUAUCUCCACCCCCCUCCAGGUGUCGCCCAUCUUCCCCAUUAUCCCCAGUGUAUUUAUACCUGUGUUCUCUGUUUGUCUAUUGCCAGUACGUUUUGUUUCGUCAAGCCUACCAGCGUUUUUCCCCUUGCUCUUCUUUCUCAAGUUCUUGUUUUCUAGUUUUCCCGGUUUUGACCAUUCUGCCUGCCCUGAUCCUGAGCCUGCCUGCCGUUCUGUUCCUUGUCACACCAUCCUGGAUUAUUGACCUCUGCCUGCCCUGACCCUGAGGCUGCCUGCCGUUCUGUACCUUUUGGACUCCGAUCUGGAUUACUGACCUCUGCCUUCCCUUGACCUGUCGUUUGCCUGCCCCCCUGUUUUUGUAAUAAACUUUUGACACAUUAACAACUUUUGUUACUUCGACACUGUCUGCAUCUGGUUCUUCUCCUGAAACAUGACAGUAUGAACUGGCCAUGACUGACCCAGCAGAUUCGGACCAGCUCCGCAACGCCAUCUCCUCCCAAGGAGCAACCAUUGGAAGGCACGAGGAGUUGCUUUGUAGUCUCAUGGAAGGGUUCCAGACCUUGGCCGAACGCCAUGACCGAGCGUUUAACACAUUGCUGGAGCAAUUCUGCAGGCUGUCUGUUAGGCAGCCUACCAUGACGGUAACCUCCCAGUCCCUCAGUAACCCGGCUGUUAGCAGCGCGGUCUCCCCAGCCACCCUGAUUUCCUGAGAACCCUGCUUACCUCCCCCGGAACGCUUCGCUGGAGAGUCGGGAACCUGUAGGCCAUUUCUCGCUCAGUGUUCGCUCAUCAUCGAGCUGUAGCCCUCCUCCUUCCCCUCGGACCGCUCUAAGAUAGCGUACCACAUCACGCUGAUGUCCGGGAGGGCUCUCGCCUGGGCUAAGACAUUGUGGGAACAACAGUUGGCCGUAUGCUUCAGUCUGGAGGAGUUCAUGCAGGAGGUAAAGAAGGUUUUCGAUGCUCCAUUGUUCGGGAGAGAGGCUGCCCGGAAGUUACUCAGACUUCGGCAAGAAUCCCGCAGUGUGGCAGACUAUGCAGUGGAUUUCCGCACGUUGGCAGCUGAGUGUGCCUGGAACCCGGAAGCGCUGUUUGACACGUUACUGCACGGAGUAUCGGAGGAAGUAAAGGACAAGCUUGCAGCCCAGGAACUACUGACGGAUAUCGGCUAGCUCAUCGUCUUGACCAUUCGGAUCGAUGGGCGACUACGGGAACGAAGGAAGGAGAGGAAGUCCGAUUCCAAUCGCCCGCCCAAGGAUUCCACCUCACCUCCGAGGCAUCCUGGAAGUCCCCGGCGGCUCUGUUGCCGAGAGAACCCGAGGCUACCCGAGUUCCCUCGAUAGUCUCCGAAGUCUGCAGAUUCACCUCUUCCCGAGCCGAUGCAAUUAGGCAGAGCUAAGCUGUCUCCAGCCGAAUGGACAAUACAGGCUUCACACAAAGAGUUGCCUGUAUUACAGGAAUACUGGUCAUUUUGUGUCCACCUGUCCACUAAAAGACCAUAUGGAUAACUUUUCCUCUCCCCUUACUCGCACCCCUUUUCAUGCCAUCUUGCUGUGGGGGAACCAUUCAAAAUCUCUCCGGGUACUCAUCGGCUCUGGGACCGAUGAGAGCUUUAUGGACGCCACCCUGGCAUCCGAGCUAGGCAUCCCCACUCAGCCCCUCUCCAUUCCCAUGGACGUUAGAGCGCUGGACGGGCGCCAGGUCACCCACAAUACCACCCCCAUCAACCUAUGAGUAUCAGGGAACCACAGCGAGAUGAUCCAAUUCCUGCUAAUUAAGUCUCCUCAGGUUCCCGUGGUAUUGGAUUUCUCUUGGCUCCAGCGACAAAACCCCUUCAUUGACUGGUCUACUGGUGCCAUCAUGGGCUGGAGCCCGUUCUGCCACGCUCAUUGCCUGAAGUCAGCACAGCCUGCCCCGGGACGUCUUCCUGGGGGCUCGGAAGUUGCCUCGGACCUCUCUGCCAUUCCCGCGGAGUAUCAGGACCUCCAGGAGGUGUUCAGUAAGGCCCAGGCCUCUUCGCUUCCGCCACAUUGACCCUACGAUUGCAGAAUCAACCUUCUCCCAGGCACCACUCCACCCUGGGGACGACCGUACUCGCUGUCGGGGCCGGAGACCAAGGCUAUGGAGACCUACAUUGAGGACUCCCUAGCUGCUGGGUUCAUCCGUCCUUCUGCAUCCCCCACCGGUGCAGGGUUCUUCUUUGUGGAGAAGAAGGACAAAAUCCUGCGCCCGUGCUUCGACUACCGGGGCCUCAACGACAUCACGCUGAAGAACCGCUACCCGCUACCACUCAUCUCCUCGGCCUUCGAGCCGCUCCAGGGGGCCAAUGUAUUCUCCAAUCUGGACCUACGGAGCGGCUACCACCGGAUUCGGGAGGGGGACGAGUGGCAGACUGCCUUCAACACGGCCAGCGGUCACUACGAGUAUCUGGUUAUGCCAUUUGGCCUUACCAAUGCUCCAGCUAUGUUCCUGGACCUGUUUAAUUAUGUUCUCUGCGACAUGUUGAACCGGUUCAUCUUCGUCUACCUCGACGACAUCCUCGUCUUCUCCCGCUCUGCCCAAGAACACUUGCUCCACGUCCAACAGGUUCUCCAACGCCUCCUGGAGAACCAGCUUUUUGUGAAAGCGUAGAAAUGCAAAUUCCAUCGCUCCACCAUCCCCUUCCUGGGCUACAUCAUCACUGCAGGGAGUGUACAGAUGAAUCCCGGGAAGGUGAGAGCGGUAGGUGGAUUGGCCCCAGCCUACAUCCAGAGUGCAGCUGCAACGUUUCCUGGGAUUCGCCAACUUUUAUCACCACUUUAUCCGGGGUUACAGCACCAUGGCUUCCCCCCUGUCUGCACUCACCUCUCCUAAGGUUCUGUUCACAUGGUCCCCAGCUGCUGACCAAGCGUUCCAGGACUUCAAACACCGUUUCACCACUGCUCCCAUCUUGGUUCAUCCUGACCCGUCCCGCCAGUAUAUGGUGGAGGCCAAUGCUUCAGAUGUCGGAAUGGGGGCGGUCCUGUCCCAGUGUUCGGCCCUGGACCUCAAGUUACAUCCCUGCGCCUUCUUCUCCCAUCACCUCAACACCACGGAGAGGAAUUACGAUGUGGGGAAUCGUGAGCUUCUCGUGGUGAAGAUGGCAUUGGAGGAGUGGAGGCAGUGGCUGGAGGGGGAGGAACAUCCAUUCAUUGUGUGGACAGACCACAAGAACUUGCAAUAUCUCCGCACCGCCAAGCGUCUCAAUUCCAGGCAAGCUAAGUGGGCCCUGCUUUUCACCCCAUUCAACUUCUCCCUCUCAUACCGACCGGGAUCCAAGAAUGUCAAGCCAGAUGUGCUGUCACAACGCUAUAGCCCUACGGCUACACCCCCGGAAUCCGAGACCAUCCUUCCCACCUCGUACUUGGCGACGGCACUCAGUUGGGGAAUAGGAAAGAAGGUCCGGGAGGUUUGUUCCUGACGCUGUCCACUCUUGAUCUGGAGUGGGCCCACUCCUCCAGGCUUGCUUGCCGCCCUGCUCCCGUCGGACCCUGGACUUUGUGCGACAACGCUUUUGGUGGCCUACCAUGGUUCCUGACGUCUCCGCGUUCGUCGCCGAGUGCACGAUCUAUGCGCAGAACAAGACUCCUCUCCCCAAGCUACCCUCCACCAAAGAGACGGCCCAGCUCAUGGUGCAGCACGUCUUCCGGAUCCAUGGACUCCUAGUGGACAUGGUCUCCGACCGGGGUCCUCAGUUCUCGUCUCGGUUCUGGAAGGCGUUCUGCACACUCAUUGGGUCGUCGGCCAGCCUGUCCUCUGGUUUCCACCCUCAGUCCAACGGCCAGUUGGAGCGAGCCAACCAAGAUCGGGAGACAACUCUGAGCUGCCUGGUCUCCGCCAACCCCACCACCUGGAGCCAGCAACUAGUGUGGGUCGAAUACGCCCACAACACCAUUCCCUGCUCUGCCACAUGUCUUUCGCCCUUUGAGUGUUCCCUGGGUUAUCAGUCUCCACUCUUCCCGGAGCAAGAGGAAGAAGUCCAAACCAGAUGGGAUGGCGUAUCGCUGCAGAAUGCUGUGGUAGCCAUGCUGGUUAAGUGUGCCUUGAAUUCUAAAUAUAUCCCAGACAGUGUCACCAGAAAAUCACCCCCACACCAUAACACCUCCUCCUCCAUGCUUUACGGUGGGAAAUACACAAGCGGAGAUCAUCCGUUCACCCACACCCCGUCUCACAAAGCCACGGCGGUCAGAACCAAAAAUCUCAAAUUUGGACUCCAGACCAAAGGACACAUUUCCACCGGUCUAAUGUCCAUUGCUCGUGUUUCUUGGCCCAAGCAAGUCUCUUCUUCUUAUUGGUGUCCUUUAGUAGUGGUUUCUUUGCAGCAAUUCGACCAUGAAAGCCUGAUUCAUACAGUCUCCUCUGAACAGUUGAUGUUGAGAUGUGUCUGUUACUUCAACUCGGUGAAGCAUUUAUUUGGGCUGCAAUUUCUGAGGCUGGUAACUCUAAUGAACGUAUCCUGUGCAGCAGAGGUAACUCUGGGUCUUCCAUUCCUGUGGCGGUCCUCAUGAGAGCCAGUUUCAUCAUAGCACUUGAAGAAACAUUAAAAGUUCUUGAAAUUUUCCAUAUUGACUGACCUUCAUGUCUUAAAGUAAUGAUGGACUGUCGUUUCUCUUUGCUUAUUUGAGCUGUUCUUGCCAUAAUAUGGACUUGGUCUUUUACCAAGUAGGGCUAUCUUCUGUUUACCCCCCCUACAUUGUCACAACACAACUGUUUGGCUCAAACGCAUUAAGAAGGAAACAAAUUCCACAAAUUAGUUUUUAAGAAGGCACAGCUGUUAAUUGAAAUGCAUUCCAGGUGACUACCUCAUGAAGCUGGUUGAGAGAAUGCCAAGAGUGUGCAAAGAUAUUAUCAAGGCAAAGGGUGGUUAUUUGUUUAACACUUUUUUGGUUACUACAUGAUUCCAUAUGUGCUAUUUCAUAGUUUUGAUGUCUUCACUAUUAUUCUACAAUGUAGAAAAUAGUAAUAAUGAAGAAAAACCAUUGAAUGAGUAGGUUUUCUAAAACUUUUGACCGGUAGUGUAUAUACUCAUAGAACGCUGGUCACCUCACAUUCUGUUUAUAUACUGUUGUUUACUCACUGUGUAUGUAUAUACUGUAUUCUCGACAUAAGUAGCCUUGCAUGAGCUUUGGCUUGAGCGAGCCGGAACAUCUCAUAGGGCAGGAGCCUAUCUAAUGUUUCUGUAGAGUGAGGCAGCUUGAUGUACAAGUACACCCCCUGGACAGGACGCUAGUCUAUCACAGGGCCUUACCCCCAAUCUAUCUCCUUAAUUCUUAAUCAGGUCCCAUUUUUACAUUCUUUGGUAUGACUCUGUAUUCUCAACAUAGCUCAUUCUAAUAUACCUACUACUGUACAUACCAUUUUCUUCCAAACUAUAUACUGUCUAUACACACACCAUGAUUAUGUCCCAUGCUCACUCUAAUAUAUCUACUCUGGAUUGAUAAUUGGACUCGUUCACUAAUUUCUUGAUUUCUUGUUUCGAUUUUUCAUUAUUUGAGUAAUUGUAUUGUAUUUGCGAAACAUUCUACUGCACUGUUGGUGCUAGUAACCCAAGCAUUUUGCUGCACCUGCUAUAACACCUGCAAAUCUGUGUACUCGACCAAUAAACUUUGAUUUGAUUUGACCACGUAUGUUUGGAUGUGGUGUGUGUGAUGGUGUGUUGUUUGUCUCAGCUGGGCGAUUCCUCGCCAGACGGAGUAGAACAGAUUUCUGGUAUCUCAGAUUGUUCUGGCAAUUCUCACAUAGAAACUUCAUUGGAAGGAAGGAUGUUUGACAGGAUUUUCUAAUUUGUAUCACAAACCUAUUUUUGAGAAAACCAUUAUGAAAUGGCAAUUCUAGGCCCUUUUAGACCCAAAAAAUAUCUUUGGGUAUUGCCUAGCUACAUGAUAGGAAUGGACUGUGUAUAUGUGUGUAUGUGUGUGUGUAUGCGUGUGUGUGACUGAUGUGUGACUGUGUAUGUGUUAUUGUGUUCCCUAGGCAAGGUCGGCUGCGUUGGUCCUAGCCUUCCUCAUGACCCAUCAUCAUCAUUCUCUCAUGGCAGCCGUCCGUCUGGUGCAGCAGAAACGAUGGGUCAUCCCCAACAGAGGAUUCCUAAAGCAGCUCAUUAACCUGGACUACACUCUUCAGAAAGAGAGAAGGGAUGGAAUACACACACACACAAAUUAUAAACACGCAUACACAGUACACACACACACACACCUCCUUUCCCCUCCAUUCCUCCCUCCCUCCAUUCAUCUGAUGACCUGUGACAUAAUGCCUGUUACAUGACUCUUUCUUUCCCUUUCUUUGUUAAUCCAUCUUUCUCCUAUCUCCAUUUCCAUCCUUAAUUUUUCUACCCCGUAUUGUAUCCUCUCUCUCUGAUGAAUAUAUAUAUAGAGAGAGAGAGACAGAGAGAGAGAGAGAGAGAGAGUGAGGCAGACAGACAGAGAGAGAGAGAAAGAAACAGAGCGAAAGAAAGAACAGGCUGAACCCAGAGCUAAAUCGGGGGACAACCAGUAGCCACCUGCUUAUGUCCCUCACCCCCCCCCCCCCCCCCCACACACACACACACCCUCGCCUGCUGGAGAUGGUCACACAGGUCCAGAGGGCUACAGUAGUUGAGUCAGUCAAAGUGGUGCCACUGUGUAGGGAGAAUGUCAAAGGGAGAGCAGCAAGACCUGGUGGCUAUUAAAGAACUAGAGUCGAUCCUGGAGUCCUGCAAGCUUGAACUGACACCACUAGAUGAGGUCUGGCCUAAUCUCUACAUCGGAAACGUGUAAGUUUGUGUUUCUUAUUUUUAGUUCUUUUUUUAAAUUCCCUUACCCCUGCCCUUGGGUUGGAUGGGUUUUAGAUGGGUUUUAGAAAUACGGUAAUAGUGAUAAUACUAGAUGAAAUAUGUUGGAACCCCCUAUACAAUCCUUUGGGUUCUAUAGAAGUAUGAGUAAGAGCUAAAAGGUAGAGGCUGGGGGUCAGGGCUAGAGGUUGAUUUGGAAUUCAGCAUCUCAGGUUCCUAUAGUGGGCUCUAUUUCCCUAUUGAACACUGCUGAACACUACUAAACCUUACUUAACACUGUUAAACACAUACUGAACAUGGAAUUACUGAACAUUUUUUAUUUUUAAACUACUGCAUUAAUUUAUCGCCUAAAUCUUGUCUAUAUUAUUCCAGGCUGUUCACUGAUUAAUCCGUUCUCUGCAGGUUAUUUCUGGUCAAACAGUUAUGCAAUCUCACGUUUCACAUUCACCCCCCCCCAUACCUUUCCCUUAGGGCCAUAGCUCAGAACAGAGGUGCAUUGAAGAAGCUUGGUAUCACACACAUCCUGAACGCAGCUCACUUUAAGCAGGGUAGCAUUGGUGACCAGGAUUACUAUGGAAACGCCUGUGUGUACUGUGGCUUCCCUACAGAAGACUCAUCCCAUUUUGACCUCAGCCAGUACUUUAAACCUGCAGCUGACUUCAUACAUAACGCCCUGAAGACUAAAGAUGGUAGGGGCACUUUAAUGCAUGUGUUUACUGUAUGUGUUUGUGUUUACUGUAUGUGUUGUAUGUGUUUACAUUACUGAAUGUUUUUACUGUGUUAAUGUACUGUAUGUGUUUACAUUACUGAAUGUGUUUAUUUUUUUUACAUUUUAGUCAUUUAGCAGACGCUCUUAUCCAGAGCGACUUACAGUUAGUGAAUACAUAUAUUUUUUAUACUGGCCCCCCGUGGGAAGCGAACCCACAACCCUGGCGUUGCAAACGCCAUGCUCUAUCAACUGAGCUACAUCCCUGCCAGCCAUUCCCUCCCCUACCCUGGACAACGCUGGGCCAAUUGUGCGCCGCCCAUGAGUCUCCCGGUCGCGGCCGGCUGCGACAGAGCCUGGAUUCGAACCAGGAUCUCUAGUGGCACAGUUAGCACUGUGAUGCAGUGCCUUAGACCACUGCGCCACUCAGGAGCAGUGUACUGUAUGUGUUUACAUUACUGAAUGUGCCUACUUCUUUACAGUUUAUUUAAGACUCUCUAGGGACAGUUGAGUUCCUUCAUCAAACUCUGCCUCUCCCUUCAUUCCCUCUAUUCCCACACUCUCUCUAUCCUCUCCAGGGAAGGUGUUGGUGCAUUGCAUCAUGGGUAUAAGUCGUUCCGCCACGCUGGUGCUGGCGUUCCUGAUGAUGCACUGUCGUCUGCCACUUCGCACCGCGCUCAAACAUGUGACCCAGCGACGCGCCAUCUACCCCAACAGACACUUCCUGUCACUACUGCUCACCCUCGACACACAGCUCACACGCAAGAGGAGACUAUGUCCCCUUCUCUGACAGUCCUUCUCUCAUCCCUAUCUCCUCCCAUCCCGCUCUCCUCUCACCUCAUCCGUCUCUCCUCUUAUCCAUCUAUCCAUCUCACACACAAUCCUUUAUACUGGUUGAAAAUAUGUAGUUGUAGGACUUUUACAAUAGGUACAAACUGGUAUUAAAUCACAGCAUGUUGUAUAUACUGUAAAUUACCAUAUCAUGCGGUAGCAGGAUUCCCUGGAGAGAAUGUCAAUGCUCAGUGUCUUUUAAAAUCUAAAAUAUCAAAAGAAUUUGAACUUUUCAACAUUCCUGUGCUAGCCAGUGGUGAUAGUUGAGCCUGCUGUGAGUUGUGCAGCUGAGCAUUGUCUCCUGGGAAUCUAUACAUUGAAACACUAAUAAUGAGAUUACAAAAUUAAAAAGGUAUUUUUGUUCCA